Babesia microti strain RI is the source of this 690-nucleotide messenger RNA. Its product is annotated as tetratricopeptide repeat family protein, putative. The transcript has a single exon. Gene Ontology annotation, molecular function: protein binding. Bases 1 to 690 code for a protein of 229 amino acids. Lineage: Eukaryota; Apicomplexa; Aconoidasida; Piroplasmida; Babesiidae. The record is from RefSeq and is a predicted model, not a curated record.
AUGACUAGCAAUGAAAUUGACAACAUAGAUGAGGGUAAGAAAUUCUAUCUAAGGGGAGAUUACUCUGCCGCUAUUAAUAGAUGGGAAAUUAGCAUUAAAAGCGUUGAAUACAUACUAAAUUCGAUGCAUAUCGAUGACAGUUUGGCCGAAAAAAAACGGCAUUUCAAACUCAAACGAAUAGAAUUGCUUUCAAAUAUCGCACUGGCAUAUCUAAAAAUGGGAAACUACAACAAAACAAUUACAUUAUGUCUAAAAGUACUUCAGCUUGAUAAAUCAAACGAGAAAGCUUUCUUACGCAUAUCAAAGGCACAUUUAUUGUCUGGAGAUUACAGUAAUGCCAUUAAAUACGCUAAUAUGGGCUAUAAUGUCUACCCAAAUGAAAGUACUUUUAUUAAGAUAAUAACCGAGGCCAAAAGGAUGCGCAUAUACAGUGAUGCCAAAGAGGUUAAAAUGUACAGAAACAUGCUAGGUAUAUGUCAAGAUUACGACAACCAUCCUUGCCCCAAACAUUUUUGUAUCGCAUUUACCAGACUGGCAUCCAAAUUGCAUAUGUGGAUUGUUACCAAUUAUACAAUAAUCAAAUCGGCGCUAGUUUUCUCACAACGUAAACUACAGAAUUUUGUUUUGAGCACCAGUUUCAAUCAAUAUUUAAAGCAACUGUACACCUUCAUGGUGCACAAAUUUAAGUGA